AUGUCGUCCGAAUCUCUGGCUGCGUUCCGCAAGCAUGCCGGUGAUGAUCUCGGGAAGCUCGCGGAAGAGCACAUGAAGCAUGACCUCCGAGAUUCCGACCGCGACAUUCUCCAACGAGCCGCGACCAAAGCCUCCAGACAUGCGCUGAUCGGAUCCCUGGCCGGCAUCGCGCUGGGCGGGUUUCUCGCGUUCCGGCUCCGCGCGAACCGCAACGCCAUGUACCAGGCGCUCAGGACCGCCGAGAAACCGACGCACGUGCGAUUCGCGGACGGGCGAGAAGAGGCCAUCCCCGACAUCACUCCGUUGCUGAAGCCGACGCCGCUCGGCGACAUCAUGACCUACACCUUCUUCGGCAUCGGCGGCCUGUUUCUGGGCGGCGAGACCGGCUUUCUCACGGGCAUGUGGGCGGCCAAGAGGACGGUGUCGGCGGAUCCCGAGGCGAAGCGGAGGAUCGAGAAGGCCUUCAGGUCGUUCCGUGCCGAUGUGAUGAAGAAGCAGAUUGAGGAUCUGGAGGGCGGGGAUAGUGACAGUUCCAAGGAGAUUCUCUGGACUUGA
Messenger RNA from Capronia coronata CBS 617.96, 555 nucleotides. RefSeq lists its product as uncharacterized. The record is from RefSeq and is a predicted model, not a curated record. The transcript has 2 exons. Lineage: Eukaryota; Fungi; Ascomycota; Eurotiomycetes; Chaetothyriales; Herpotrichiellaceae. Bases 1 to 555 code for a protein of 184 amino acids.